AUGGCUAUAAGAGCUAACAAGUCUCGAUCGAUAUUUCUUGAAUUAACUGAGGCUCAAGAUUGCACCAACACAUUCCAAAAUCUUCACAACAAGACUAACCUCUCCAUAUGUAAACUCGAAGAUUUUAUCUCUUCUUCAAAGACACCAAACUUGUGCUCAAAAGAUGUUGAUUCAGUCAUAGAUCUUCUUGGGGCUGAGAGAUUCAAUGCCCUUCAAUCCAAUUGUAAGAACUUAUCAGCUAGUAAUUACAAUGAUGAUGCCUGUUACAGUUGUGUCUUGUCAUAUAGAGAGUCUUUGCAAGCCUUGAAACAAAGUGGUGAUAUCCCAAAUGGAGAAAAGUGUGGUGAGGCUCUCCUUGUUAGUCUUUCAAGUACUGAUGCAGAUUCUGCAAACUGGAUUCCUGGAAUUUUUUCAUGUUUAUGGAAUGAAAUAGAGUCACCAUUGGCUAAACUUACUACCAAAAGAGCUCUUAAGAAAACACUGGAGGAGGAGGAAUCUGCAAGUUACUUGAACUGUUGUGAUCUCUAUGUUUUCUCACAAGAUGAAGUAGCUAAAGCUACCAAUUCAUUUAGUCGUUCAAAUUUUAUUGGAGAAGGCAUUCUAGGGAAAACGUAUAUUGGAAUGAUGCCUAGUGGAAUGAGAGUGGCAAUCAAGAGAUUUAAUGAAGGGAUUAAAGUUAGUCAUUUUCUUGACGAGAUAUGUAGAAAAGCAAAAAUAAGACAUCCAAAUUUGGUCAGCACUGUUGGCUAUUGCGAUAAAGGAGAUCAAUCUUUGGUCUAUGAAUAUUGCCCUAACGGUGAUUUAGCAACCUGGCUUCUCGGAGGCGACCGCAUGACACCAAUCUUGACAUGGCAGCAAAGGAUGAACAUAUCUAUUGAUGUUGCAAGGGGUUUGUGGUAUCUCCAUAGCAAUCCAUUGAUGAAGACAUGCCAUGGAGACAUAAAGCUGACAAAAAUAUUACUGAAUGAGAAACUAGAAGCCAAGAUUUCAGACUUCAAUUUGUCAAUUUACAAAUCAAAAGAGAAAAUUGAACGGGAGAAGAUUGCGAAUGAUGUUUUCAAUUUUGGGAUUGUGCUGCUUCAAAUCAUAACCGGAAGAAAGUCCACAUCUAUUGUUGAGGCAAGGGAUGGAAUAUUGAGAAAAGGAAGUUUAAGUGGCAUGGCAGAUCCUGGCCUAAAAGGGGCAUAUGAUUCAUCUGCAUUUCAAAGUGCACUAUCAAUAGCUGUUCAAUGUACAAAUCCAAAUGAAAGCCUAAGACCUAACACGGAAGAAGUGUUGCAAAAGCUUUUAAUACAUAAAAUUUAG
Dovyalis caffra is the source of this 1305-nucleotide messenger RNA. The record is from the annotation of a GenBank genome assembly. Lineage: Eukaryota; Viridiplantae; Streptophyta; Magnoliopsida; Malpighiales; Salicaceae.